AUGUCUUCGUCAAACGAUCUACGCAUCUCGAGAACGCUUGGAGCCCUUCUGGGCGUCCACUGCGGUGACUCACUAGGUGCCACUCUUGAGUUCAAGCCCUGGUCACAAAUUAUAAGGCAAUAUCCUAAUGGCUUGCGUGAAAUCGUUGGGGGCGGCAUUCUCAACUGGCCUAUUGGCCACGCAACGGACGACACCGAUCUCACCCGUGCAGUCCUUCUAGCGUACCGAGACUACGAGGAAAGCAAACAGCCCGGAAGCAAACAGUUAGUGGAAGAAUUCAAUAUCGCCAAAGCAGCAGCUGAAUAUGCACUCAAAUGGAACGAGGGCGAUUGGCCAGGUCGCAAGAAACACACGCGUCCGAUUGACAUCGGAAAUACUACGAGGAUCGGCUUACAGCACUACAAGAGGCUAAAGAACCCAGAGAAGUCUGGCGUAGGGGUCGGCAGUGCGGGAAAUGGGAGCCUGAUGCGCUGUAUUCCUACUGGGCUGUUUGCACCAGGGGAGAGGCGACAGAACGAGUCAAUAGCUAUCAGCGAAUUCACCCACAACGAUUUGAGAUGUACAGUCGCUUGUGCAGCAUACAACGAAAUUGUUGCUGCUCUUGUCAACGACAAGACACCGCAAGAAGCCGUGGAGAUUGGCAAGGUGAAAGCGGACGACCUAGGCUGCGCGAAGGUUAUAGAUGCUAUCAAGGAGGGCGAGACGCUCCCUUUGGCUAAGAUCGCUAAUGAGGGGCCCCGGGGUGACAUAACGGUUAGAGCGUCUGGUUACGUUCUCAAUAGCCUAAGACUAUCGAUUGCUGCACUGCUGGAUCUGCGGUCUUUCGAAGAUGUGCUAGUAGACGUGGUCCGAAUUGGAGGGGAUACCGAUACGAACGGGGCUAUUGCAGGGGGUCUGCUUGGUGCAAGAGACGGGAUAGAGAACAUUCCCGAACGGUGGUUGGAGAAACUGCAGUUUCGCAAGGAAUUCGAGAACGUUACAAUGCGCAUUCUACAGUUGCAGGAGGAUGAGGGGAAACUCCUUGUCAGGUUAGACAAAGAGGACUAA
Molecule: messenger RNA, 1047 nt
Organism: Talaromyces rugulosus
Lineage: Eukaryota; Fungi; Ascomycota; Eurotiomycetes; Eurotiales; Trichocomaceae
Exons: 1
Coding region: 1-1047 (348 amino acids)
Source: RefSeq, a predicted model, not a curated record